AUGAGCGGAUCUCAAGAAGAAUAAUUAAAAGCUUUUUAUGAUCAGCUCGAUAGAUUUAAUAGUUUUUGGAUUAAGAAGAGGAUCUUUUCAAGAUGGAAAGAGCAUUUUGUUGAUACAAAACAACGUAUAUAAAAAAUAAUAAAAUCAAUGGAUUUAAAUGAGUAAUGGAUUUUAAGGUAUCACUUAUAAAGCUGGAAGAAAUUUGUUUUAAUUUAGCACUAAAAAAGAGCCACAAAAUUAAGAAAAAUUUAAUUAGCUAAGAGAGUAAUCAACCGUUGGAGAAACUACAUUGCAAGGAAUAAGUACUUGACACUUUUUAAAUAUUUUAACUUGAUGAGAAAAGAUUAUGUAGAAAAUAAAAUAAAGAAAGUUAUUAUGGAAAAGAAAAAUUAUAAGAUAUUAAAGGGAUACUUCUAGCUCAUGAAAGACUAUAGUAUUCAUAGCUUUUAAAAAGAAAUUAACAUGCAUGAAAAAUGCUUACUUUUGUAUAAAAGGAAUCUUAAAAAAAAAUAUUUUAAUUCUCUGAAGCUUAGUGCCAAGAUUAAAAGAGAUGUAGAAUACAUGAGAUCUACUGCUUUAGAGUCAAGGAGAUUUUACAUCUUUAAGGCAUUUUUUUAGCCAUGGAAAGAAAUCACUCAAAAAAGGAAAAUUAAUAGAUGCUGUUUUUUAAUUUUAUAGCAGCAACAAAAUUUAAAACGUAAAUAGUAGAUAUUCUAUACAUGGAUACACUCAUCAAUUAAAAACUACCAAGUUAGAGUAUUUUCUGAAAAGAACUUGAUGUUUAAAUAUUUCAAGAUAUUACAAUCAUGGUAUCUUAAGCAAUCAAAAAAGAAAUAUUAAUUGCAAUACUUUACAAAUAAAAAAGUAAAUGGUUUAAAAAAACUAAUUUUGUUAGAGUGGUUUUAAUAUGCGAAUAGGAAAGUUACAAGAGAGAAAAAAUGUGAAGCAUAUUUGUUAAAAAAAUAAAUCAUGCUUUUAGAAAAGAGUUUUCAGGCAUUUAAGUCAGUUUGUGAUAAAUAAAUAAGAAAGGAAAAGCUUAUCUACCUUUCGAUGAAACACUAUUAGAUUACUACUCUUAAAAAAUAUUUUGAAAGCUGGGCACUAUAUUUAGAUUAAAAUCAGAGAUAGUAUCUAAAUAAGCUCGAAGCUUAUAGGCAUAGUGAAAAAAUGCUGUAAAGACUUUACUUCAAAACUUUCAAAAUUCUAUUGCAAAAAAAAAAGUUUUUAAGAGAUGUAGAAGCUUAAAUUGAGUUAAGAAAAAUAUAAAGAGAUAGAUAGUCAAUUUUCUAAUUUAUGAAGUCCUAAAUGUAGCAAAACUAUUUAAUUCAAAAAAAGGUAUUAGAAAGAUAUUAAUACAAAAAGCUAAGUUCUACGUUUUAAGAGUUAAUUAGCUAUUCAAAAAAAUAAAAACAAAAAAAGAUAAUCAUAAAAUAAAAUAUAAUGAAACUGAAUUUUAGGCUAAUUCAAAAAACUUUCAGUUCUUGGGCUUUUAGAUCAAAUUAAAAUAAAUUACCUAGGUAUUAAAAAUUAAAUGCUUAAUUAUUCAAACAAACUAAAUAAUAUUCUAAAUUCUUUUAGCUUUUAAAGAAAAAAUGGAUAAGAAGUAAAAUUGGAAAGUUUAUUUAGCAAAAAAAAUAAAGUAAAUUAUAAGAAAGUGCCUUUCAUCUUUGGAGAUAUCUUAAAAUUUAGGAAGAAAGAAUAAACAGUAAUUUGAUACAAUCAAUCAUUAAUAAGUCUUAUAAAAUGUUUUUCAUUCUAAAAGAGUAUGCUAUUAAAAAAAAGAAAUAAAGAGAAAUUAUAAAUUUUACUAAGUAAAAGAGAAAUUAUAGGAUUUAAAAACUAGGAUGGAGUGUUUGGAAAUUCUUUUUAAGAUUGAAAGAUGAAAAGAAUAUGUAUAAGAUGAGUCUUCUCAGAUAUGCUUUAUCGAAGAAGGCAAAAAAAAUGUUAGAGGCUUGGGGAAGCCAUGUUUCUAAAAGAAAGAAUUUAAAUGAAUUAUCAUUAAAAGUGUAGUUAAACUAGUAAAAAUGGAGGAAAAUGAUGCUAUUACGCAUAUUAAAAGAAGGAGCCAAAGGACAACUGGAUUUUAUUAAUUUCAUAAAGCAGUAUAGGAUGAAAAAUAAUCUAAAAACUCAAAGAAAAGCAUUUUAAAUCUUAACUUAAUAUGCUGAGAAAAAAAAUAUAAUAAAGAGGAUAAUUCAAUCUAAUAGAGAAGCUAUUUAAUAUAGAUAAUUGCAAAAUAUUUUGGUAGAAUGGUAAUACUACAUAUAAAGAAAAAAGAGAGAUCAACUAAAAUUAGAGGAACACAUUUCAUUUAAGUAAUGUGUAUAAAUAUCGAAAGUUAUUAAAUACUGGAGGAGAUUAACUAAGGUUUUAGCCAAAGAAAAUAAUAAAAUAGCUAUUAUAUAAAAUAAUACUAAAAAGAAGAUGGAAUUCAGUUACUUUUAUUAGUGGUGCGAAGUAUAUCAAGAAAAAAGAUUUAGAGAAUAGACUGAUAAAAUGCAGUAGUUUUUAGAAAAAAGAGUAGCUUUUAAUUUAGUUAUGAGAGCUUUAAGAAGAUAGGUAGAUUAAAAGAAUUAGAAAAUAAAUACAGAUGCUUUUGCUAUAAAUCACUAUAUAUAAAAUACUUAUAAAAAGAUUUUUGAAUCUUUGUAGUAUUUUAAGUAAGAAUCUAAAAGGAAGAAAGGAUUAGAAAUCAUGUCUAAUCUUUUGGCAAAAGCUAUUUCAUUUAAAAGAGUUGUCAAAAAAUUUAAAGUAGCUAAAAAUUAUUCUUACCACAGAAAGCAUUGCUUUAAAUACUACAUAACUAAACUUUACCAUAAAUGCUUUUAUAUAUUAAAAUAAUAUUAAUCAUUCAGAGAAAACUAGAGGAAAUUGGCCCUAAAAUAAUUUUAAUCUCUUUAACUUUAAAAGUUAUAAAAGUGCUUUUAGUAUUUAAAAAGAAACGUUGAUAUUUAGAUGAACCAGAGAAUUUUCAAAAAGAAAUUUGAGAAGAAAAAAACUCUAAGAUUAAAAAAGCUAUCUAUGCUCAUUUGGAAAGAUUAUUACAUCAGAAAGAGAUUUAUAAAUACUAAGAUAAGAGAAUUUAGAGAGAAUACAAAUUAAAAAAUGCUUAGAUAAGCAUUUAUAGAGCUUCAUAGCUAUCGUUUGAAUAAAACAUAUAUGAAAAAGUGUAAACAAACAGCUGAACUUUUUAAUAUUAACAGAAUUAAAAAAGGAUAUUUUAAUUCAUGGAAAAUUACUUGUGAUGAAGAAAAGUAUAAAAUAAGACAAAGCAACUUAGCAUUUAGACAUUAUUCUUUUAAUGUUCUUGUAAAGUCACUUCGCUAAUGGAUAAGAUAUAUUCAAAGAGAAAAAAUAGAAAACAAUUAAACUUACAAUGGAGUUGCUCUUCGCUCAAUUAAAUUAAAAUAAUAUGCAUUUUAAUAACUUAAAAAGAAUUAUACGUUAUAAACUAAAAGUAAAAUAGCAAAAGCAAAUCACAAUGUUUUAACAAAGGCUGUUUUUCUUAGAAAGUGGAAAAGAGUUACUAUUAAAAAUAAAUUAAGUAAACCAGCCAUAUAGACAAUAAACAACCAUUUAAGCAUUGCUAUUAAAAGGGUAUGCUUUGAUAAAAUUAGAUAAAGAAGCUAAAAAGGAGAUAUCUUAUAAAAAAUAGCUAGAAUUUAUAAUCAUAAUCUCAACUAUAAUGUCUUGAAGGCAUUUUUAGUAAAUAUGCUUCUGCAAAGAAGAAUAGAAAUAUAUUAAUUGCGUAGAAAUUUCCAGACAACAAAAAUAGUUUUUAGCAUACUGAAGUAAUAUGCUGAAAUUAAAAAGAAAAGAGUGUAAAAAGUAGUUCAUACACUACAAAAUAUUCAUGGAAUGAUUUAAUACAACUUAGCUUAAAAAGUAUUUUAUGCUUUAAAGUAAUACCAUUACAUGAAAGUUCUUAAGCGCAAUACUCUAAUCCGUUAUAUGAAUUAGCUAAAACUAAAAACUUUUCUUUCAUUUCGCAAAUAUGUACUAGAAGUUCAUGAAUAAGGUCCAAAUGAAAGUAGAAUAGCUGCCGUCCAUAUUUGA
Tetrahymena thermophila SB210 is the source of this 4056-nucleotide messenger RNA. RefSeq lists its product as hypothetical. The record is from RefSeq and is a predicted model, not a curated record. The transcript has 3 exons. Lineage: Eukaryota; Ciliophora; Oligohymenophorea; Hymenostomatida; Tetrahymenidae.